CUCUUGACAGAAAGGUCUAGAGCCAUCGAGAACUAUUCAAUUCUCGCGAUAUUGUAUUAAGAUUCCGCGUGAACUCGCAAAACCACCUUGCAUCUACCGGUGUGCACCACUACCACCAGAGUACUCCGUAUUGUGCUGUGGAUUAUGAAUUCAAUUUGAAUUUUCACUUUUGAUUUAACAUUAUCCGCUGACUUUUAUACGUCUUUCAAAAUAAUUCAAACACGUUUCUGUUUAAAAAAAAUCGUUAUCUACGUCUCCAUUUCAUACAGUAGUAGAAUACAGGCAAGGUAGCGUGGAAGAUGUCAGUGGUGGGAAUUGAUCUGGGCUUUCAAAGCUGCUAUGUUGCUGUAGCUCGAGCCGGAGGAAUUGAAACCGUGGCUAACGAAUAUAGCGACCGAAGUACACCAGCAUGUGUGUCCUUUGGACCACGUAAUCGUUCAGUAGGAGCGGCAGCCAAAGGCCAGGUUGUAACAAAUUGUAAGAACACUGUUCAAGGGUUCAAGCGAUUCCAUGGCAGGGCAUUUUCAGACCCCUACGUCCAGUCAGCAAAAUCUAGCCUGGUUUACGACCUGGCCCAGUUGCCUUCUGGGUCAACCGGGAUCAAGGUGAUGUACAUGGAGGAGGAGAAAGUCUUCAGCAUUGAACAAGUCACUGCCAUGCUGCUGACCAAACUGAAGGAGACUGCUGAGACUGCAAUGAAGAAACCUGUGGCUGAUUGUGUUAUCUCUGUCCCCAGCUUCUACACUGACGCAGAGAGGAGGUCCGUUAUAGAUGCUGCUCAGAUUGCAGGACUCAACUGCCUACGACUUAUGAAUGAGACCACUGCAGUUACACUGGCAUAUGGGAUCUAUAAACAAGAUCUCCCUGCCCCUGAGGAAAAGCCAAGAAAUGUGGUGUUUGUAGAUUUGGGCCAUUCUGGUUAUCAGGUCUCCAUCUGUGCCUUCAACAAAGGAAAGCUCAAAAUGCUAGCUUCUGCGUCUGAUGCAGCAUUGGGUGGCAAAGACUUUGACGAGGUGUUGGUGAACCAUUUCUGUGAGGAGUUUGGCAAGAAGUACAAGCUGGAUGUGAAAACCAAGCCCAGAGCCCUGGUUCGUCUCUAUCAGGAGUGUGAGAAGCUCAAGAAGCUGAUGAGCGCCAAUUCCUCUGAUCUGCCACUCAACAUUGAGUGCUUCAUGAAUGACAUUGACGUCACUGGGAAACUUAACAGAGGCCACUUUGAGGAGAUGUGUGCAGGGCUUCUGGCCAAAGUGGAGGCUCCCCUGCGCAGCGUCAUGGAACAAGCCAAGCUGAAGAAGGAAGACCUCUACGCUGUGGAAAUCGUGGGCGGUGCCUCCAGGAUCCCAGCCGUCAAAGAAAGAGUUUGCAAAUUCUUUGGAAAAGAACUGAGCAUGACUUUAAAUGCAGACGAGGCUGUUGCAAGAGGAUGUGCACUGCAGUGUGCUAUCCUGUCCCCCGCCUUCAAAGUCAGAGAGUUUUCCAUCACUGAUGUUGUGCCCUAUCCCAUCUCCUUGAAGUGGAACUCUGCUGCAGAGGAGGGGUUAAGUGAUUGCGAGGUAUUCCCAAAGAACCAUGCAGCACCCUUCUCCAAAGUGUUGACGUUCUACCGGAGAGAGCCCUUCUCCUUGGAGGCCUACUACAACAACCCUAAAGAGCUGCCGUACCCAGACCCCUCAAUAGGUCAGUUCAUGGUCCAGAAAGUGGUUCCCCAGGCGAAUGGUGAAAGCUCAAAGGUUAAGGUGAAAGUUAGGGUGAAUGUCCAUGGUGUCUUCAGCGUGUCCAGUGCCUCUCUAGUGGAGGUCCUGAAACCUACUGAGGGAGAGGAGCCCAUGGAGACAGACCUUGCUGGGAAGGAAGACGAGAGUAAGAUGCAGACUGACCAAGAUGACCAGAAAGCCCAAGGUGAUGGACAGAAAGACAAUGCUGACAAGAAGUCUGAGACUGAGGAAAUGGAGACUUCAGAGGAUGGAAAAGAGAAGAAUCAAGCUUCAUCAGCAAAGAAACCGAAAGUGAAAACGAAGACUGUCGAGCUCCCAAUAGAAAACAGCCUGCGCUGGCAACUAACCAACGACACGGUCAAUCUGUUUGUGGAGAAUGAGGGUAAGAUGAUUAUGCAGGACAAGCUGGAGAAGGAGCGGAACGAUGCCAAGAACAACGUAGAAGAGUAUGUCUAUGAUAUGAGAGACAAACUGCAUGGAUUGUUGGAGAAGUUUGUCAGUGAAUCUGACAGAGACACCUUUUCGUUAAGACUUGAGGACACCGAGAACUGGUUGUAUGAAGACGGCGAGGACCAACAGAAACAAGUGUACAUCGACAAACUGGCUGAAUUAAAGAAACUUGGGCAGCCCAUCCGGGAAAGAUACAAUGAGGCUGAGGAAAGGCCAAAAGCAUUCGAUGAACUCGGAAAGCAUAUCCAGCAGUUCAUGAAGAUUGUAGAAGCUUACAAAACAAAGGAGGAGCAGUAUGAGCAUUUGGAUGAGUUAGAGAUGUUGAAGGUGGAUAAGCAGGUGAACGACGCCAUGAUCUGGAUGAACAGCAAAAUGAACGCGCAGAGCAAACACAAUCUUACCCAGGAGCCUGCUGUCAAAGUCAGAGAGAUUCAGGCAAAAACAAAGGAGCUUGACUCUGCUUGCAACCCAAUCGUGUCAAAACCCAAACCAAAAGUGGAGGUCCCCAAGGAUGAGAAGGCAGAGCAGAAUGGGCCAGUAAAUGGACAGGAGGGCACAGAGGCCCAGCCAGGCAGCCCAGAGAAGGGUGCAGCAGGGGGCACGGCGGCUCCUGAAUCUGCAGAGGGCAACAAACUGCCUGAGAUGGACAUUGACUAACUGCUGCAGCUGCCUCUCUAACCCCUCUGACAUCUUGCUGAUGAUGCCCUCUCUUUUGAUUACACAAUUGGACUAUUCCUUUAAAUACUCUCAAUCUGCCUUCUUGGCAUGUAACACUUUACCUGUUGAUAUACAAUGAUAGCGUAUUGAUCAGGCUGUUUGACAUAAAAUACUGUAAGGCUGCAGGAUGGAAACUUGUUUUCUGUGUUUCGCUUCAAUGGCCAUUUUGUAAGGAAUGUUCAGCCCACUUCCACUGAGAAUGUCAUAUUAAGAGGUGGUACGCAGAGGAAAGUAGUAAAGACGUUUGAUGAAAUUGUUAACUAUUAUUGAUUGGGGGUAGAGGUUCAAGCUUAGCAUCAUCAUUAUUCCCCAUUGGAUAUGACUUACUGUGCAUUUGUUUCACUUAAAUCUUGCAGCUGUUGGAUAAAUGUAUAGGACACCCUGCUGGGGAGAGAUUGGAAGGAAUAAAGGUUCAUGUAUUCAGAGAUGGGUAUUAUAGAGGCACCAAUUAUCUGUCCACUAUAUUCAAUUAGAUUUGAGUUACUGUCAUGCAGUAUUUUAAUGUAAGGCUGUCUCUUUAAAAGCAAUGGUCUGUGAGUUGUUCUCUGGUAUAGACUUGUUUUGUUUUUCUAUUCUACAACAGUGUGGGGAAGACCAGUUUGGUGCUGUUACCACUAACCAAAAGCAAAAUAAAUACAUGUUGGUGUCUGAGAA
Molecule: messenger RNA, 3536 nt
Organism: Oncorhynchus tshawytscha (Chinook salmon)
Lineage: Eukaryota; Metazoa; Chordata; Actinopteri; Salmoniformes; Salmonidae
Product: heat shock 70 kDa protein 4-like
Exons: 19
Coding region: 300-2822 (840 amino acids)
Biological process (GO): protein folding
Cellular component (GO): cytosol; nucleus
Molecular function (GO): ATP-dependent protein folding chaperone; ATP binding
Source: RefSeq, a predicted model, not a curated record